Otolemur garnettii (small-eared galago) is the source of this 4060-nucleotide messenger RNA. It is a transcript of the gene NID2, whose product is annotated as nidogen 2. Gene Ontology annotation, biological process: cell-matrix adhesion. Gene Ontology annotation, cellular component: basement membrane. Gene Ontology annotation, molecular function: calcium ion binding. The record is from RefSeq and is a predicted model, not a curated record. NCBI's taxonomy places the organism in Eukaryota, Metazoa, Chordata, Mammalia, Primates, Galagidae. The transcript is spliced from 20 exons. Bases 1 to 3864 code for a protein of 1287 amino acids.
AUGCGGGGGGACCGGGCGGCUGCGCGGCCGGCGCUGCUGUUGCUGCUGCUGCUGUCGCGGGCCGCGGCACUGCGCCCGGGCGAGCUCUUCCCCCAUGGGGAGCUGUGGGGGGACCGGCUGCUGCAGGAAGGCGACGAUGAGAGCUCAGCCGCGGUGGAGCUGGCGAUUCCCCUGCGCUUUUUCGAAGCCCAGUUCAGCAGCCUCUACGUGGGCACCAAUGGCAUCAUCUCCACCCAGGACUUCCCCAGGGAGACUCAGUAUGUGGAUGACGAUUUUCCCACAGACUUCCCGGCCAUCGCCCCUUUCCUGGCCGAUAUCGACACGAGCCAAGGCAGGGGCCGGGUCCUGUACCGCGAGGACACCUCCCCAGCGGUGCUGAGCCUGGCUGCCCGCUACGUGCGCACGGGCUUCCCGACCUCCGCUGCGCACUUCGCUCCCACCCACGCCUUCCUGGCCACCUGGGAGCAGGUGGGCGCCUACGAGGAGGUCACGCGGGGGGCUCCACCCUCGGGGGAGCUGAACACUUUCCAGGCAGUUUUGGCCUCUGAUGGGUCUGACACCUACGCCCUCUUUCUUUAUCCUGCUGAUGGCCUGCAGUUCUUUGGGACACGCCCCAAAGAGUCUUACAACGUGCAGCUCCAGCUUCCAGCUCGGGUGGGCUUCUGCCGAGGGGAGGCCGAUGACCUAAAGAGAGAAGGACCAUGUUUCAGCUUGACUAGCACUGAACAGACUGUGAAAAACCUCUACCAGCUGAGCAACCUGGGUGUGCCUGGAGUGUGGGCUUUUCACAUUGGUAGCAUCUCCCCGCUGGACAACGUGAGGCCAGCGGCAGCCGGUGGAGACCUUCCCGCGGCCCACGCCUCAGCUCCUUUGCAGCAAUCCUUCAGCCCAGCUGCAGCCCUGGAGGGUGACUACACAGAGGACAAUUUGGAUUAUUACGAUGAGAAUGAGGAGGAAGUAGAGUACCCCCCCGGGGGGCCAGAGCAGGCAGCCAACGGCCACAGCAGUGUUCACGUGGCCUUCCACCCGGAGAGCUCCCCUGCACAGCCUGAACUGGCCUCCCCUUUGCCGCACCCAACACCCAGUGACCGGUUACACUACCCUGAAAGAGAGCCUGCCACCUCAGACCCUCAGACCAAAGAGGGGGCAUCUUUGGAGGAAGUAGAAGCACCCGACUUAAAAGGCCAAAUUGAGUCUCCAGACCAGGUGGGGAGCAGAAGCCUGACUCCGCCCCAGGUAGACACCGAGUCCCAGGCCCCUUCCUGGGCUGUCCCACCACCCUACCCAGAUGCCAGGGUCACGCCCUCAGAAAGGAGUCUUCAUCCAGCCCAUCCGGAAGGAGAAGCUGUUGCCCCGACUCACCCUGUGUCCAGCCACACUCCGUCCCUGGGUCGUGGAAGGUACGUGGUAGGAGUGGAAGACGACAUCGGCUCUAACACCCAGGUGUUCACAUACAACGCUGCCAGCAGGGAAACCUGUGAGCACAAGCACGGCCAGUGCUCCCGGCAUGCCUUCUGCACGGACUACGCCACCGGCUUCUGCUGUCACUGCCAGUCCAGGUUCUAUGGAGACGGGAAGCAUUGCCUUCCGGAAGGGGCCCCUCAUCGAGUCAACGGGAAAGUGAGCGGACACCUCCUUGUGGGCCACACCCCCGUGGACUUUGCCGAUGUGGACCUGCAUGCCUACAUUGUGGGCAAUGAUGGCAGGGCCUACACGGCCAUCAGCCACAUCCCGCAGCCAGCGGCCAUGGCCCUCCUGCCCCUCACACCUGUCGGGGGUCUGUUUGGCUGGCUCUUUGCUUUAGAAAAGCCAGGCUCUGAGAAUGGCUUCAGCCUCACAGGUGCCACCUUUACCCACAACAUGGAAAUUACUUUCUCCCCGGGAGAGGAGAGGGUUCAUAUCACUCAGACGGCCGAGGGACUUGAUCCAGAAAACUAUCUGAGCAUUAAGACCAACAUUCAAGGCCAGCUACCUUACAUCCCAGAAAAUUUCACAGCCCACAUUGCCCCCUACAAGGAGCUGUACCAGUACUCGGACUCAGCCGUGACCUCCACCAGUUCCAGAGAGUACUCUCUCACCUCCGGUGCCAUCAACCUGACUCGGUCCUACCGCAUCCGCCAGAACGUCACUUACCAGGUGUGCAGGCACGCCGCCAGGCGCUCGGCCGUCCCCGCCACCCAGCAGCUGACCGUGGACCGGGUUUUUGCCUUGUACAGUGAUGAAGAGAGAGUCCUCAGAUUUGCUGUGACCAAUCAGAUUGGCCCUGUCGAAGGGGACUCAGACCCCACUCCAGUGAAUCCUUGCUACGAUGGGAGCCACACGUGUGACACAACAGCACAGUGCCAUCCGGGGUCAGGUGUGGAUUACACCUGUGAGUGUGCACCUGGGUACCAGGGAGAUGGGCGCAGCUGUGCGGAUGUAAAUGAAUGUGCGACUGGCUUCCACCGCUGUGGCCCCAACUCUGUGUGCAUCAACUUGCCUGGGAGCUACAGGUGUGAGUGCCGGGGCGGGUACGAGUUUGCAGGUGACCAGCACACCUGUGUCUCGACCACCCCGCCUCCCAGCCCCUGUGAGGAUGGCAGUCACAACUGCGCUCCUGCCGGCCAGGCCCGCUGCAUUCCCCACGGAGGCCUUGCGUUCAGCUGCGCCUGCCUGCCUGGCUACACGGGCAACGGGCACCAGUGUUCCGAUGUUGAUGAAUGCGCCGAAAACAGAUGCCACCCAUCAGCUACCUGCUACAAUACCCCUGGUUCCUUCUCCUGCCAGUGUCAACCUGGAUAUCACGGGGAUGGACUUCACUGCACACCUGACUCCAGCUCAGACCUGACGCCCUGUGAACAACAGCAGCGCUACGCCCAGGCUCAGCACGCCUACCCUGGGGCCCGGGUCCACAUCCCUCAGUGCGACGAGCAGGGCAAUUUCCUGCCAUUGCAGUGUCACGGCAGCACCGGCUUCUGCUGGUGUGUGGACCCUGAUGGUCACGAAGUCCCUGGUACCCGGACUCCCCCUGGCUCCACCCCACCUCACUGCGGACCACCACGAGAGCCCACCCAGAGGCCCCGCACCGUCUGUGAGCGCUGGAGGGAGAGCCUGCUAGAGCACUACGGCGGCUCCCCACGGGACGACCAGUACGUGCCCCAGUGCGACCACCUGGGCCACUUCAUCCCACUGCAGUGCCACGGGAAGAGCGACUUCUGCUGGUGUGUGGACAAGGAUGGCAGAGAGGUGCAGGGCACGCGCUCCCAGCCCGGCACCACCCCUGCAUGUAUACCCACGGUGGCUCCUCCCAGCAUCCAGCCAACGCCCCGGCCUGAAGUGACCCCUCCGUCCGUGGGCACCUUCUUGCUGUAUGCCCAGGGACAGCAGAUUGGCCACCUGCCCCUCAAUGGCACCCGGCUUCAGAAGGACGCAGCCAAGACCCUGAUGUCACUGCAUGGCUCCAUAGUCGUUGGGAUUGAUUACGAUUGCCGGCAGAAGACUGUGUACUGGACGGAUGUCGCUGGGCGGACGAUCAGCCGCGCCAGUCUGGAACCGGGAGCAGAGCCCGAGACGAUUGUUAACUCAGGUCGCAACUUGUACUGGACAGACUGGAAUAGAGAAGCUCCUAAAAUUGAAACAUCUUCUUUAGAUGGAGAAAACAGAAGAAUUCUCAUCAAUAAAGACAUUGGAUUACCCAAUGGCUUGACCUUUGACCCCUUCUCCAAACUGCUGUGCUGGGCCGAUGCAGGUGCUGCCCCAAGGGACGGCGUUAUAUCAGUAAAUAAAGACAGUGGUCAGUUUACUGAUGAGUAUCUCCCAGAGCAGCGAUCUCACCUCUACGGGAUAACUGCGGUCUAUCCCUACUGCCCAGCAGGGAGGAAGUAAAUAGGAAUGUCAAGGUGGACUUGGAGUUUACAAUCAGAACCUGGACCCUAAAGAACAUUUACUGCAAAGGUGAAGAAAGUGAAAAAGGCACUGGCCACGAGAAGUUCCUGUAUACAUCAGAUGAACAUUUUUAGUGCAAAAAAACUACAUUUUGUGAAGUUUAUACCUCAAUCUUUACUACUGUAUCUUUAAAAAC